UCUCUCUGUCUCUCUCUUUUUCUUUCUCUCUUCUUCUCUCUUUCUCUCUCUAAAACUUGUCUAAUGGCAGAGAUCUGCUGCGUCAAAGAGAUCCAAGAAGAAGACGUAGAGAAGAUCCGAUUACCGACCCGACCCGAAUUAGACAUCCCUGACCCUGAUCACGAAGAUCCAACGGUCAACGAAGAAGAUGGGUGCAAGACUCCAACAUCGUCCGAUCACAAGAUUCCGGAGGUGAAGUAUACGUUAUGUCCACCGGCUCCGAGAAAACCGAAACCGAACCGGUCGUCAUGUACGAAACGGAAAUUAACGCCGGUUAAUGUUGUUAACCGUAUACCGAUUGAUCUGAGCCGUGAGAUCGAGAUGUUCUUCGAGGAUUUGGACCGUAGGAUCAAGAAGUCCCGGAAACAAUAAGAUUAUUGCUUUAAUUGGUAAUGAUCGUUCAUUUCUAAUUCAUGACUGUGUGGUGGUAAUUUGAUCCUUUGAAUUUUUCUUCAUUUUUUUGUUUGUUUUUCAUUUUCUGUAUAAUUAAUUAGCUAAUAACAAUAAGAAAAUUUAUGUAUCAUUUAAUUUGGAAUUA
This is a messenger RNA of Arabidopsis lyrata subsp. lyrata, 577 nucleotides long. Its product is annotated as cyclin-dependent protein kinase inhibitor SMR3. The transcript has a single exon. The record is from RefSeq and is a predicted model, not a curated record. Lineage: Eukaryota; Viridiplantae; Streptophyta; Magnoliopsida; Brassicales; Brassicaceae. Bases 64 to 411 code for a protein of 115 amino acids. Gene Ontology annotation, biological process: regulation of DNA endoreduplication.